CACCGCAUCGGUGUUGGCGGGUGGUUGGCUGCCCCGUGCCGGAGCCGGCCUCUGCGAGGCGCUGUCCGGGGCCCGUCCGCCAUGUGCUCGGUAGCGAUGCUGAGCGUCCUGCGCAGCGACUCCUAUGUGGAGCUGAGUCAGUACCGGGACCAGCACUUUCGGGGUAACAGAUAUGACCAGGAGCGACUGCUGAAAAAGAGCUGCACCCUGUAUGUGGGGAAUCUCUCCUUCUAUACAACAGAAGAGCAGAUCUAUGAACUGUUUGGUAAAAGUGGGGAUAUAAAGAAAAUCAUUAUGGGCCUGGACAAAGUGAAGAAAACUGCUUGUGGUUUCUGUUUUGUUGAAUACUACUCAAGAGGAGAUGCUGAAAAUGCAAUGAGAUACAUCAAUGGGACACGGCUUGAUGAUAGGAUCAUCAGGACAGAUUGGGAUGCAGGUUUUAAAGAGGGCAGACAGUAUGGUCGUGGAAGGUCAGGGGGUCAGGUCCGAGAUGAAUAUCGGCAGGACUAUGAUGCUGGGAGAGGAGGUUAUGGCAAAGUUGUUCAACCCCAGUGAAUAUUGAAUGACCCAUCAGCAUCACAGGAGAACUGUAGCUGCAUCGUGGUAGAUCUUAUGAUGAGCAGCGAAGGGCAUCUGUUGCACAUGAAUGUUGUUUAGGUAACUUUGAGACUUAGAAGAUUUUUUUUUCAGUGUUGCUGAGAUCUUUAAAUAUAUUCAAUGUCUCUUCCAUUUUUCAAGACCAGUUACAAAAUCAGGAUCAAAGCUAUACUUUAAGUGUUGUAGGGUAGAUAAUAGAAUAUAGUGAAGAUCUGGGAGUAAAACUUAUAGCACUGAUUCACAUGAGACAUGUGAUUGCUAACUGCUGCUUUUUUUAAUGUUUGAAGUGUUAUACUAGACUGAGCCAGAGUUCUUUAACAGUAUGUUGAUUUCUUCCAUUUGUCCAAAGCCUGAUGCACAGGCAUCAGGUUUUUUUGUUUACAUUAGUAGUGAAGGGGGUGGGUAAGAAUGGGUUGUGUACCAAACAUAAAAAGAGGAUAGAAAUAGUUAUUUUUUUGGUAAAAUACAGAGACGGUCCAGAUUUCUCUGACAUGUGUAUUUGACUAGCAGGAAAUAAGAUGUCUUUUUUUGGUAACAGCUAGCAAACAUAUGAAGGGCACACCUGAACAAACUUUAUCCUGGGGUUAUCUCUCUCUUCAUCAAAGUGAUAGGAGCAUAGCAGCUAACUGAAGACCUGGCCCAUACGUAUUUCCACUAAGAGUCCAGUAUGUAUGAGGUCUGAUACCCAGUAGUAUCUGUAGUGUGUGUAUAUUAGAGCCUGUCCCUUUGAUACUGUAAAACAGGUGGUGUGAAGUUUCUUUAUCCAGUGGGUGGGAAGGGGGACUGCCGU
Messenger RNA from Emys orbicularis (European pond turtle), 1387 nucleotides. It is a transcript of the gene NCBP2, whose product is annotated as nuclear cap binding protein subunit 2. Gene Ontology annotation, biological process: mRNA cis splicing, via spliceosome. Gene Ontology annotation, cellular component: nuclear cap binding complex. The coding region runs from base 82 to 555 and encodes 157 amino acids. NCBI's taxonomy places the organism in Eukaryota, Metazoa, Chordata, Testudines, Emydidae. The record is from RefSeq and is a predicted model, not a curated record. The transcript has 4 exons. Gene Ontology annotation, molecular function: RNA cap binding.